Molecule: messenger RNA, 856 nt
Organism: Bactrocera latifrons
Lineage: Eukaryota; Metazoa; Arthropoda; Insecta; Diptera; Tephritidae
Gene: l(3)87Df
Product: cytochrome c oxidase protein 20 homolog
Exons: 3
Coding region: 282-626 (114 amino acids)
Biological process (GO): mitochondrial respiratory chain complex IV assembly
Cellular component (GO): mitochondrial inner membrane; mitochondrion
Source: RefSeq, a predicted model, not a curated record
UGUAAAAGUAAAUACGAAUAACUAAAAAUAAUAACUUUCAUGUUCUAAAGAACUUUUUCAAAGUGCAAACUUUGAACUUUUAUAUUAAUAUUAUUUUUUUUAUUGCCCAUUGUCACAGCAGCAAACAAGUCUUUUAAAUCAAUUCCGUGGUCUGCAUUAUCAUUAAACAGCUGUGCGGUUUACGCCGGUAGUAUCGUUGAAACAGCUGUUGGUAGGGAAAUGUGUAUUUUUUUGUUCUAAUUUGGAAAAUUGUAUGUAGUUUUACUAAUUAAGUUUAAAAUAUGGAUGACCCGAGACUAAUGGUUGACGAGGAACCAACCAGAAGGGAGCUGAAAGUAUUUGGACGUGAUGUUUCACAAAUACCGUGCUUUCGUAAUAGUUAUCUGUACGGUAUUGGUGGUGGUGUUGCGGUAGGCAUUGCUACCUUCCUGGGCACAUCUCGUACUCGGCUGUCGACACAUGUAGGUUUUGGCACAUUUUUCACCAGCACACUUKGCUAUUGGCUGGUUUGCAGGUAUCAGUGGUCCAAAAAACGUUUUGAGUAUCAACAGUUAAAGGAAGCUAUGCGUAAACAGGGUCUAUACGAGGGCACCGACCUAGAACGACAGUUGCUGGAAGAGGCAUAAUCUGAUUUUCUCAUUUAUUUGACAAUAGAAUUUUGUAGCUAACUAAGAACGAAUAUGUACAUAGAUAAUAUUUAAGAAAAUUGUUACCUAGCAUUUGUAAUUAGUGUUUACAGAAGCUUUUUUGCUCCUUAUAUAAUAUGACCUUAUGUUUGUGUUUUGUGACAAGCUGCUAACAAAAAAUUGCUUUUAUUAAAAUAUGAUUUCUUUCAAUGCGUAUUUCUUGAAAUGAA